AUGAUCACUCCAUAUUUUUCUUUAACUCAAAACAAUGAUUAUGUUAUAGUUCAUAUUAAAAUACCACCGUAUCAGCAAUUUGGUGUUGAAGAUAUUCAAAUUGAUAAUAACACAAUGAUAUAUCAUUCGGAACCAUAUUUUUUAUCACUUACAUUUAAAAAUGAUAUUGCUAAAGAUGGAACAGAAAAAGCUGAGAUUGAUCGUCUUGAAUGUAAAUUGCAUGUUUAUUUACCGAAAGAAAAUAAAGGAGAAGUAUUUCCUGAUCUUGAUAUGUUACCGUUGUUUCUUACUAAGAAAAAAAUUUUGUCUCGAGUUCAAGUACUUAAUACUUCUCCUUGUCCUGAAGAAGAAAAAACUGAACAUGAAGUUAUAAAAGAAAUUACUCCUGAAGAACAAGAGUUAAUUGAUAAAAUGCAAAGACUUGAAAAAUUACGACAAGAAAAUGAAAUUAAAAAAAAUCCUAAUGAAAAAAUAAUAAAAGAAGAAAGAUUAGAUUUUAUUUCACAUGAUGAUUUAAUUCUUGGAGAAGAUCAACAGAUAAGAGAUGAAACUGAAGAUAUAGUUAAUAUCUUUGCACCAAAAUAUGGUUUUAAUGGAAAUCAUUCUGAAUUUUUUAAGGAUUUACAACAAAACUCAUUUGAAAUAGUUAUGUUAAGAAAUCCAGAUCAAACAGAUAGUAAAGGAAGAAGAAAACAACGUAUUGAUGAUGAGCUUAAUAGUUUUGAUAAAGAUCGAUAUAUUUGUGAUACAUUUGAAUGGGAUAAUGAAGAGGAAGUGUUAAAGAAUAAUUCAUUUUGGUGGAAAGAAGAUGGAGAUUGGACAGAUGAAGAAAGAAAUGAAUUUGGGGCAUUAGAUAAAAUAGAAGUUCUUGUUAACAAUGAAGAGGUAAUACAAAUAUAUAAAGAUUUAUUUGGUAUUGUUUAUGGAUACUUAUAUGAUCAAAUAGUUAUGGGAGAAAGUACAGUAGAAUCAGGAUGGACUAUUGCUACACUAUCUCCAGUAAUGUCAUAUUUUGAUAGAAUAGAUGAUAUAGUUGAUUUAAUCGAAACUUGUAUUCGAAGAAGUUUAAUUUAUCCAGUUGUAAGAAAUUGGGAAUUAUCAAUGAAAACAUUAGAAGAAACUAUUGAAGUUUUUAAAAAAAGAAGAGUUGUUCUUAUGAAAAUUUUAUUACGACUACACCGGAUUUAUAAAUUAGAUGAAUUAAAACAUUAUAUGAAUUAUUUAUUUUUUGAUGAAUAUUGUAAUUGGAUUCAAAGUGCAGAUGACCAAAUAAGACACCAAUUUGUAGUGAGGAUAGAAGAAGUUAAAGGAAAAAUUUGUAAAGAAAAUAUUGGUUUACCUUUACAAGACGCUGAACAAGAAUACAUUGAUUAUAUUACUUCACUUCCAGACGAUGAUGAUGGUAUAAUGAAUGAAGAAGAAAAUGAGUUGCGAGGGUAUAUUGAUUGA
Molecule: messenger RNA, 1449 nt
Organism: Entamoeba nuttalli P19
Lineage: Eukaryota; Evosea; Mastigamoebida; Endamoebidae
Product: SHQ1 protein
Exons: 1
Coding region: 1-1449 (482 amino acids)
Biological process (GO): box H/ACA snoRNP assembly
Cellular component (GO): nucleoplasm; cytoplasm
Source: RefSeq, a predicted model, not a curated record